Messenger RNA from Phalaenopsis equestris, 666 nucleotides. Its product is annotated as peroxidase 52-like. The record is from RefSeq and is a predicted model, not a curated record. Gene Ontology annotation, molecular function: heme binding; peroxidase activity. The coding region runs from base 1 to 666 and encodes 221 amino acids. NCBI's taxonomy places the organism in Eukaryota, Viridiplantae, Streptophyta, Magnoliopsida, Asparagales, Orchidaceae. The transcript has 3 exons. Gene Ontology annotation, biological process: response to oxidative stress.
AUGGCCUCCAAUAUCAUGUCAAGCUGGUUACUUUCUCUAUUUUUAUUGAGCUUGCUCAGUUGCAGAGUGCAGGCCCAGCUCUCAUCCUCUAGCUUCUAUGCCACCACUUGUCCGAAGUUGCAGAGCAUUGUGAGCUUAUCCAUGGCCAAAGCAGUGGCCAAUGAACCUCGCAUGGGGGCUUCCAUUCUUCGCCUCUUUUUUCAUGACUGCUUCGUUAAUGGUUGUGAUGCAUCAGUUCUGCUCGAUGAUAACUCAACUUUUACUGGUGAAAAGAACGCUUUCCCAAAUCAAAACUCGCUUCGUGGAUUUGAGAUAAUCGACAGUAUAAAAUCUCUUGUGGAGGCGUCGUGCAAAGCCACUGUUUCGUGCGCGGAUAUCCUCGCGCUUGCUGCUCGCGAAGGUGUUGUCCGGUUAUCUCUUGAAAUAGAUGAGGACAUACGUAUCAAGGGCUUGCCUCUUACUGGUGUCUGCCUUGAUCUAGCUAUGGGGCCGACUCCUGUACAUCUAGUGUCGAUCAGGAGCGAGGAGAACUUAUUCAACCUCUGGGUUUACCCCAUCGAGAUCAAUGAGGAAGUGGCUGAGGGGCGCAAGAUGUCCUUAAGGACAUUAACCCACCACUUUCAUGAAGUGGAGGCCACUUUGGCUCAGAUGGAUGAGGAUCACUGA